AUGCCCGAUGAGUUUCUUGCCAAGAACCCUCCCCCGCUCUGGCUCACUCUCUACCACCUAGUCACCCGCCUCCCUGACACUCUGCGUGCUGUCAGGGAUCACUUCCUCGCUCGCUGCCCCACUGAGCUCACCAUUGCCCUCCUCGAGAAGGAACUACUUGCAGCUGAGGCUAGCAUAGUCACUGUAGCCUCUGCUUCUGCUGUCGACCUUCUUGGUUUUGAGAAGGUUGGGGCCGCGUCUGCCUUGAGCGGGCGUCGCAGCGGCAAGGGCAAAGGGGGCAAGGGAGGCGGAGGUGACGGCGGGGGAGGCGGUGGUGGGGGUAGUGGCGGCGGUGGGGGUGGUGGUGGGACUGGAGGGGCUAGUGGCAGCGGUGGGGGUGGUGGCGGCAACGGCGGGGGCGGUGGCAGGGGCGGGAGCGGUGGUGGAGGCGGCUGUGAACGUGGCGGUGGCAGGGGAGGAGGUGGUUGA
Closterium sp. NIES-65 is the source of this 468-nucleotide messenger RNA. Lineage: Eukaryota; Viridiplantae; Streptophyta; Zygnematophyceae; Desmidiales; Closteriaceae. The record is from the annotation of a GenBank genome assembly.